GCCACUUAUUUGCAAGUGUGCGAUACCUUUUUCUUUUAGGGUUUGUGCAAGUCAAGCAUCUUUCCUUUCUUCAGGUUCCCUUGCUGUUUCGAGAGUUCGAUGCUGGUACGAAGUCCGCGUAACUAAGCUGUGAAGCUUGACAAGAAGAAGAUCCAUGCAACUGAAUUUGGAGGGACCGGCUCUUGUUCUUGCCCACCGCAGAGAUCUCUGACAGAGGACCAUUUUUGAGCUCAUGUUUCAUUCAAACAGCAAAGUACCAGUUCCUGAUUUCUAGAAGACUCAGCAAUCUCUUCAUUCACAAGAGUAGUGAUGAUGAAAGUCUUAAGAUGAUAAAGGAUUCACAACAAAGACAGCUAUCAGCUAAACAAGGUAGUGCUACUAAUGACAAAGCUCGAACAAGUAUGGGACUGUGGUCGGGAUUAAAGGAUCCAAGAAUCGUCCGAGUCUCUCGUGCAUUUGGGGGAAAAGAUCGCCAUAGUAAAGUAAGCACUAUCAGAGGAUUACGGGACAGACGAGUAAGGCUUUCAGUCCCAACAGCAAUUCAGUUGUACGACCUUCAAGAUAGGUUGGGUCUUAACCAACCUAGCAAAGUCGUCGAUUGGUUGCUUAAUGCUGCUCGGCAUGAAAUCGAUAAGCUUCCUCCGCUCCAAAUGCCACCGGGAAAUUUCAUUCAGUUCCCUCAAGCAUUGCAGAUGUCUCAUGAAGCAACUCCACGCCUGCAGGCUCCCUCUUGUCCUUCAGGUGAAGAUAAUCUUGAGUACCCAACUGAAAAUGGAGGUCGGCCUUUAGCUUUAUUCUCUAGCAAGGCAAAUCAAGAUGUUUUGGGUGAUGAAGUUGUCGUUGAAGACCUUGCAACACUAUCUAAAUCUAAUCUUUUUAAUUCAGAUGUUCUUCAAAAGACCAAACAAAGAGAAGCAAUGAGGGAGUCAGGUAUUGAGAAAGGCAGCGCCACUGAAGGGGAUGAAAUGGAACAUGAUGCCAGCAUUCAUUGUGCACAAGUUUCAGCUAAUGACCUUCUCUCUAGAACUCAUCAUUCUUCACUGGACUUGCUAAGUAAUGCCAUGCAAUACGGUUGCUACUAUCAGUGGGAGUCUCCAAAUGCUUAUAAUGUAUCUCAUUUAGGAAUUCAUUCAUCUCUAGUGGAAGGCCAACCUACAUCGAAUCCAUCAUCUUUGUCCGCGGGGCCCGCAUCUCAACUUGUAUUUUGCCCUCCUGGAGCAAUGCCAUCUGCAUUUGACUUUGAUCCAAAACAGUUCAGUCACUUUCAAGUUGUCAGCUCGGCUUCAGAAAAUACUCCAUUGAAUCCAACAAGGACUUCUCUUCACUCAGGUAACUCAGCUGUGAGAGCUUUCCAGUCAAACUUAGCCUCUAAGCAUCACCACGCUGGAAACCAAAAUAAGAGCUAGUUUAUAGUUCGAAAGAGAGCAGGCGGAAAGCUGCUAGUGGAUCAAAUUCUGCCUUUCCCAUUUGAAGCAUUUGAUUGUAAUUAAAGACAGUUAAGUGUGCAUCCUUUCAGUGACGAAAGCUUUCGAGUGUUUUAGUGGUUCCAAUAUUCCAUUUCCUUGCUUCUUAUGAUAUAACGAAGUGAUAAGUUUGCUUAUACAGAAUUCUGUUCUUUAUUACAGCAGCAUCAUUUCUUUUACUCGAAGGUGUUAGGUAUAUGUGGGCAUACUUCAUUGAAAGCGAUGCUGCUGAUCACAUGUUUAUUGCCCCAUCCAUGAUGCAUAAUUGA
This is a messenger RNA of Elaeis guineensis (African oil palm), 1732 nucleotides long. RefSeq lists its product as uncharacterized. Gene Ontology annotation, cellular component: nucleus. The record is from RefSeq and is a predicted model, not a curated record. Gene Ontology annotation, molecular function: sequence-specific DNA binding; DNA-binding transcription factor activity. Lineage: Eukaryota; Viridiplantae; Streptophyta; Magnoliopsida; Arecales; Arecaceae.